CGAAGGGGAGGUUACAAACAGCUUCUCAUCGCUCGUGCUGUGAGGAAUUUGGGAAGCUACGCCAAUCUACUGGGUCUCUUGGGCAGCGGGAGCUCAUCGAUGGUAUCAGAUCAGUGCAGAGAUGGCUUUGAAGAGGAAACGAGAAUCGAGAUUUCAGAGAGGAGGUCUUCGGUCCAGUGGUGAAUAGUGAUUGGCACAAAGGCACAAUGGCCAUGCAGCAGAGUGGAAGGUCCAAACGCCAGCCCGCUGCACACUUAGCCUACAAAUUGGUGAUCGAUCAACUCAGAAUGCAUCUCAGGCUGCUUCCACUCGCACAGCACUGACUGGGCACACCAUCUCCUGGAUUAAACAUUCCAGGUCGCUAAUCUUAGCUUGUGUCCACAGGUCGGAUGUAUAAUGCUUUCACGGGCACCCAUUAGUCCUCGUGAUAUGUUUACCUCUUCCCUCUCAACUUGUGCACUGCUUUGCCUUUGAAGUGCGCAGCACCUCAGAGUGUUGGUUUAGCGAAGAAGCAGACACUCUGCACACAGUAGGAUUGCGGAUAGGUGGAAGUUGCUCCUUACUGCGACUGAAUCUUUGAAGGACCAGAAGUACUCGUCCCCCUUUCGGAGCACAGAAUCAGAAGCUAUCGGCUUCAUGCAAGCCAUUCUCAGUUUGUAGGAGCCGCAGUGCCUUGGCCGAGCUGUCUAGUUCAUUAGUUUGCCGGGAUCCCCGUGGGGUGGUGUGAGUUCCUUGACAGACCAACAUGGUGCUGCCAGCGCCGGACAGGCGCCAUGUGUGCCUCUCCACCAUCGUCAUCAUGAGCAGCAUGGCCUUCAUGGAUGCCUACCUGGUGGAGCAGAACCAGGGGCCUCGGAAGAUUGGUGUCUGCAUCAUCGUCCUGGUCGGAGACAUCUGCUUCCUGAUCGUGUUGCGGUACGUUGCCGUCUGGGUUGGAGCUGAGGUGAAGACCGCCAAGCGUGGCUACGCCAUGAUCCUCUGGUUCCUGUACAUAUUUGUCCUCGAGAUUAAGCUCUAUUUUAUAUUUCAGAACUAUAAGGCGGAGAAGAAGAGCACAGACACUGUUGCGCGCAAGGCAUUGACAUUACUUCUUUCCAUCUGCGUGCCUGGACUGUACCUCAUCUUGAUCGCCCUGGACAGCAUGGACUAUGUUAGGACUUUCAGGAAGAAGGAAGACCUGCGAGGACGCCUCUUCUGGGUAGCCUUAGACUUGCUCGAUAUUUUGGACAUCCAAGCCAAUCUAUGGGAGCCCCAUAAGUCUGGUCUUCCAAUGUGGGCAGAAGGCCUCAUGUUUUUCUACUGCUAUAUCCUCUUGCUCAUUCUGCCCUGUGUUUCUCUCAGCGAGAUCAGCAUGCAAGGUGAGUAUAUAGCCCCUCAAAAGAUGAUGCUGUACCCUGUUUUAAGUCUGGUAACCAUCAAUGUAGUCACAAUAUUCAUCCGGGCAAUUAACAUGGUCUUGUUUCGAGACAGCCGGGUUUCGACUAUAUUUAUUGGUAAGAACAUCAUUGCGAUCGCGACCAAGACCUGCACUUUUGUAGAGUACCAGAAGCAGGUCAAGAAUUUUCCAGAGAACGCGAUAGCCCUUGAGCUGCAGCAGAACUCCAUUCCGCACAAUCAGACAAUCCACGAAACGCAGGCCGUUCCACAGCACCAAACGCCAACAAGGGAAAUCGUGGACACAUGACAGCAAUGUGACCAAGCAGCGCAUAUAGCAACACAGGUACUUUCCAACAGUGGCCUGGGCACAGGAGCUGGUGAGCCAACUGGAAGGACACGUUGCCUGCCCAAUAAGAUUGCGUGGAUGGGCAGCCAGUGAUCAUCCUGUCUCUCGCUUCCCCCUCCUUCUUUUGGUCUCCAAUCACCAGCCUCUUACUACAUCUCAGGUACAAUGUGGAAAAACAAGAGUGUGAACGGAGUUGUGGGGAUGCUACCAUCAAGUUAUAACCCAAGGUCUCGACGGGACCUCCAGCUUGAACCCACCAAGAGAGGCUGCAACGCAAGGCAUUUUAUUUUCCUCCCCACAGCACGUUGGCUUGUCGUUCUGAAGACGUGAGACUUCUCACAUAUCUAAUGUACAAAUUAACAUGUUUAAGUGACUGUUUUACAAACAUAUUUUGAGGUCUAACUGUAUUUUCAGAGCGAAUAUUUAAAUUAUUUCAUAAAUUACGUUUGUCAAAUUUUAAAGGCAGAAAGAAGGUGGAAAAGGCAAAUAGCGAAACGUGUUUUGGUGUGUGACAGAUCGCUCUUGAAUCAUCAUUUCUUUCUGUUGCGGUUGGUAAUGCUUCAUGUGAUGUCCUUCACUGCCUUUGCAUUUGCAACUCAUGAUUGUAAUUAAAUCUGGACUGCUGCAAUUCUAGUGAAAAUCUCUCAGUACUUCUGGAAUGUUGAUUUAGGUCAUUCUUGAU
This is a messenger RNA of Rhincodon typus (whale shark), 2405 nucleotides long. Its product is annotated as transmembrane protein 121. Bases 746 to 1684 code for a protein of 312 amino acids. The transcript has 2 exons. NCBI's taxonomy places the organism in Eukaryota, Metazoa, Chordata, Chondrichthyes, Orectolobiformes, Rhincodontidae. The record is from RefSeq and is a predicted model, not a curated record.